AUGUGGAGUAAACUUUGGAAAGUCCCUGUUCAUAAUAAAAUCAAGGAAUUCCUGUGGAGGCUGGCAAACAAGAUCCUUCCAACCAGGGAUAACCUUAGCAAGAGGGGACUCAAAAUUGAUACUUACUGCCCUUUUUGUCACAAUGCCAUUGAGACUGGCCACCAUCUCUUCCUCCAUUGCCACUUUGCAAAAAAGGUUUGGUUCCCAUCCUCCCUUGGAUGCAGGAUACCUCCUCUCACUCCUAUUGUUGACUGGCUGGAAAAUUGUCUCAGAAGUGAUAAUGUCUUUGGCAGGCAGUUGAGUUAUUUUGUGCUGUGGAAAAUUUGGUUUGCAAGGAAUCAACCGGUGUUUCAGAAUAGAGUUAUGGACCCUAAAGUUGUGGCUGAUGCUGCCCUGGAUUCUCUCCUAGAAUUUAAUGAUUUGAAUCAUCAUGGGCUCAAGAAGCAGAAGGUUGAUACUGUGUGGAUUCAUGACCCCUGUUUCAAAGAUUUCACCAUUUUGCAGGUCGAUGCAUGUUGUUUUUUUGAUGGAUCAUUUUCGCUUGGUUGUGUUAUCAAAAUCUUGCAUGGAGAAAUUUGUUUAGCAACAAGUAAGCUUGAAUCAGGGACAGUGAAUCCUCAAGUGGCUGAGAUCAUGGCUCUUAGGUGA
This is a messenger RNA of Vicia faba (fava bean), 648 nucleotides long. The record is from the annotation of a GenBank genome assembly. Lineage: Eukaryota; Viridiplantae; Streptophyta; Magnoliopsida; Fabales; Fabaceae.